Messenger RNA from Pseudozyma hubeiensis SY62, 2682 nucleotides. RefSeq lists its product as hypothetical. Bases 1 to 2682 code for a protein of 893 amino acids. Gene Ontology annotation, biological process: SCF-dependent proteasomal ubiquitin-dependent protein catabolic process. Lineage: Eukaryota; Fungi; Basidiomycota; Ustilaginomycetes; Ustilaginales; Ustilaginaceae. Gene Ontology annotation, cellular component: SCF ubiquitin ligase complex. The record is from RefSeq and is a predicted model, not a curated record. The transcript has a single exon.
AUGGCUUCGUCCGGACGCGGAGCUAGCAUCGAUGACCUGCCCACAGAGAUCCUGCGCGAGAUCGUCGGCCUAGUAUGGCUCGACUCCAUCCCGAAAUCCUCCUUUCGCAACAUUGAUCCGCACGGGCUUCCCUCUUCAUACCCGGAUGGUCGCAAGAUCUCUUCCACUCAGAAUGAUACCCGCAAGACGCUCUACAACCUCUGCCUCGUCAACAAAGCCUUCUACCACGAGGCCAGGGUGCUCCUGUUUCGUCGCAUCCAGAUCACGCUUCCUCACAGCUUCAAUCUCCUCUUGAGAUCGCUCGGCGCCUCUCACUUGGCGAGUGCCUACGAAAAGUAUGCUCUCACCGGCAGCAUCAACGCCGAUCCUUCCGAUCCAGCCUCGUUUGUCAACAUGGUCGCAGCCGCAGGGUUUGCGCACGCGCUUGGACACAAGCUCGUCAUUGGUGGCACAGCAACUCCCACUCCACCAGCAAGUCGCAACCAAAGCCCAGCUCCAUCCAAGCAUGCCGCCGCCGUCGCUGCUGUCGCAGAGCGUGCCUCGUCCUUGAGCCGAACCGUGUCGCGCCGAAACUUUGUUCGCAUCAACGCGGAUCAAGACGGCGAAAUCGAGCUCAUCUGGACCGAGGAUCCCACAUCUACGCCGGAGAGCCCGGUCUACCACGUCACUCUUCGAGAAGAACACGACGAAGACGCCAGCACGCUUCACCACUGGGUGCGUCUCGUCGACUUUUCCAACUUCCGCACUCAGGGCAUGCGACGCACCAUUGGCGAAGGCAUGGAUCAGCGCUUUGUCACUCCGGCUCGUCUGCUUGCUCUUGUCACCGCUGCUGACGGUCUGGUUGCGUUUGGUGCGAGCGAGACCAUGGACUCGGCGCUGUCCAACGACGUGCUCGAGGCGCUCCUCUUUCGUGAUGGCGAGUACAGCAAGCCCAGCCGACUUCGUGGGGUUUCCGUCGAACGCAGCAGCGGUCGCUCUAACAAGAUGCUCCAGGCGCUCGACCUCUGCGAGUGCGUCUCUUCGCGCUUUCAAGAAGCCAUGAAAGAGUUUGUGCAGACGCACCUCAAGAAAUUCAGCGGCAGAACUACCAACACAGUGGAAGAGGAGGUCGAGUCAGACGAGGUUGACAUGGACGUCGAUGGCGAAGACGAAGAACGUGGUCGUGGGCGGAGCGCUUCUGGUAGGCAGCGAAGUAAGAGCGUCAGUCGGUCUGUAUCGACGAGACGGCGAGACGGAGACGGUCCCAGUCGCCAUCCUGCAAGGCCCACCACCUUUCCAUCUUUGAAUCGGCUCGGCCUGUCUGGUGUCACUCUGGACAACGAUCUCCUCAAUCCCUUCGUGACGGCAUUCCCCCGACUCACCCACCUCGAUCUCUCGAGGACCAAGGUGGAUGCUGCACUGCUCAAUGCGCUCAGCAGCUCGCACCAGCUCCAGCUCGAGAGCCUCUCUUUGGCAUUCUGCAAGCGUAUCACCUCGGAGUCUGUCGCAGAGCUGCUCGUAGACGCUUCUUGCACCCAAGGUCUUGUUGAGCUUUCCCUCGCAGGAACGCUUAUCUUUCCCACCCCCGUCGAAUCGGAAGAUCUUCGAGUCAUCAUCACGCAGGCGCCCUGCUUCCGUUCCGGCAAACUGCGCUAUCUCGACAUUGGCGGCUGUGCACUCACCGACGAGCUGCUCGGCCUGAUUGGUCCUCAGCCCUCUCUGCUCGAUCUCGGCCUCUCGCACUGUCCAGACAUCAGGCUCGAAGCUGUCAGCAAGCUGUUGCGUGAUCGCGCACCCAACGUACAAAUUCUCGAGCUCUCGGACUCGUGCACAUCUCGCUCCUCCACCGAGGGACUCACCACCAACAUCCCCGGCUACGACAGCCACGACUCGAGCGCCAUCAAUGCGGUACAUCUGCAGAGCGUCCUUGUGGGGCCGUGUGCCAAGACGCCGCCCAUCCCAAUCUCGGUACAGCUCGCUAUGAUGGGCUUCAAGACCGGCUCAGAUCCGCCACCGAGCAUGCCGGCGAACGCAAGGGCAGCAACGAAUCUGAGAGUGGUUGGACUCAAUCAGGCCUCGCUCAGGAGUGUCAGGGGAGGCUUUGGCAGCUGGAAGGUGAUUCGAGGAGCUGGAAGGAGAGGCUGGGUGGUUGACAUCGCGGCUGGUCCGAACCCGGAAGCUAGCGACGAAGCGUUGAUGGAGGAUGUCGAAGUCAUGCCGAAUGUCGGCGUUCCGAUGGAGCAUAGGGGAUCAGGGGACGGCAACGACGGCGGUCGCGAGACGAGCCUGAGGAGGGGCCGAUCGGUGAGGUACGACGACGAGGACGACGGCGAGGAUCGCGCCUCGCGUUCACUGCUCCGUGUUCCACCCGCAUCUCACUCUCCCUCGGCACGGCCGACGAUUCCGUCGAUCCGAAGAGCUCAUUCGGUGGGUGGCGGCUCUGGCUCGAGAUCGCGUUCGCGUCACAUCGUCGCUGCAUCGUACUCGCUCCCCUCGGAUGUCAAGCUGGUGCCACGCGAUGAAGUGGUGCGGGAUCUGCCUUUGGACCAUCCGCGUCGCAUCGCGCUGCAAAGGUUGGCCGACUGCAACGGUCAUGUGACGGGCGAUAUUGGGUGGCACAGUCGGAAGAUGGAGGUGUUGCUCGGAUUCGGCUUUCUGGGACGGGAGUCUGGGUUGUACGCUUUGCCGUCGUUUCAAGUUUGA